Pristis pectinata (smalltooth sawfish) is the source of this 4482-nucleotide messenger RNA. RefSeq names its product interferon induced with helicase C domain 1 (gene ifih1). The transcript has 16 exons. Gene Ontology annotation, cellular component: cytoplasm. The record is from RefSeq and is a predicted model, not a curated record. Gene Ontology annotation, biological process: response to virus; positive regulation of interferon-beta production; innate immune response. NCBI's taxonomy places the organism in Eukaryota, Metazoa, Chordata, Chondrichthyes, Rhinopristiformes, Pristidae. Gene Ontology annotation, molecular function: double-stranded RNA binding; zinc ion binding; ATP binding. The coding region runs from base 564 to 3653 and encodes 1029 amino acids.
UUCAAAUUCAAGUUUAUUGUUAUGGGCAUACAGACCCAGGAUGUAAAUGCCAUGAAUAUUUGCUUUUUGCAGCAGCAGCACAGUACAUAAGCGACAAACAUAAAUUAUACAUAAUUUACACAAAAUAAACAAAAAUAAAUUUAUCUUCCUAACAAACUUAGAUAACACUCAUAGAUGAUAGAGCAAUCGUAUGGGAAUUGUAUAACCACCCGUACUGUUGCUGCAUCUUGGCCUGGAAAGGGUCGACUUCACUACAAAACAAACAGAAAAUGAUAAAAGCCCUCCCAUCUGUGAAAUGAAAUCGAUUUUGUUUGUUCGAUUGUUCUCUGAACAGAAACAGAAAUAGGGACUUCACUGGCGCCCAGCUUUCCUGUGUGAGUUGCUCGUUAUCUGUUGUACUUGAAAGUCCCCAGAGGAAUCGUCACCAACGCUUCUCUGUACUGCAGUGCGGAAUCGAAACUGAAAAUUGUCCAUUUAAAGCAGAGAGCAGAGGGAAGGAAAGCUCAGAGCGGCGAGAACUUUCCAGAGGUUCGCAGCAAGAAUUCCAAGAAGCAGGGCUCGGGAUGUGCAGCAGCGAGCUGCAGCAGCAGCGCUUGGCGCUCAUCGACUGUUUUUUCGGCCGCCUGGCUGCCAUCAUCCAGGUGGAGCCGGUGCUGGAUUUCAUUCAGUUCAUGGAAGAAGACGACAAGGAGGAGAUCCGCGCCAGGAGGACCCAGCGGGGCAACAAGGCUGCCGCCAAGCUGCUGCUCACCAAAAUAAUCAACAAGCCCCCUCCCGAGGGCUGGUUUGGGCAGUUUGUCACCGCCCUGAGGGAAGGCGGCUGCUCACACGCUGCUGAGUACAUCGACCCAGAAGCAGGUGACCUGAUGCCCCCAUCACUUGAGGCUCGCAAUGACGUGGAAGUGCAACUCGUCAGGCUCUUGUCGCCAACUCUCAUCGACAAGUUGAUACCGAAUGAAGUUGCCGUAUACUGUUUCACCGAAGGUAUUUUUAUCAUGGAUGACUUGGAAAAUAUUUUGAGUGAAACAAAUAAACAUGGAUAUAAAGCAGGAAUCCGAGAGUUAUUGGGCAGAAUAGUGGUGAAGCCCCCUGGCUGGUUCUCCAAGUUCUUGGCAGUACUACGGAAGACUGGACAUGAGGAUCUUGCAGAUAUCUUAGCUGGCAAUGAUUGCAAAUCUGAUACAGAAGAUUCACCAGAAGAAAGUCAAGAUUCAUCUGGCGACCAGUUGGCAACUGAUGUUCAGAACAAAGCAGAUGAUGCUAACUCAGGCCAGUUAGCUUUUGGAGAAGAUGAGCAGGCAAUUCAGGACUUGUACAAUGAGCCCAAUUCUGAAGGGGAAAAUGACCUAAUCAGCAGUAGAGAAAACAGCAUCCUGUCAGACAUGUCUGCAAUGGAGAUAUCUGUGAAUACAGAUUCUGCUUUGGAUUCAUUGGAGGCAAGUAAUUGCAGUUUAAAUGACAAUCUGUUGGAGAAUAGAUGUUCUGGUGAGUCUGGAGAAGAGAAUGCCAGUUCAGAUUUAGAUGAAGAAAAUAAAAUGGAAGGCCGACAUUCCCCAGUUCCUGAGAUCCAGCUCCGAGACUAUCAGCAGGAAGUAGCAGCUCCAGCCUUGGAGGGUAAAAACAUCAUUAUUUGCCUGCCCACAGGAAGUGGAAAGACCAGAGUGGCUGUCUACAUUACCAGGCAUCAUCUGGACAAAAUGAAGUUAGAGGGAAAAACAGGGAAGGUUAUUGUGCUUGUUAACAAGGUACCCCUAGUUGACCAGCACUUCCGUAAGGAGUUCAAUCCAUUCCUGAAAGAUAAGUACAGUGUCAGCAAGAUAAGCGGUGACACCCAGCUGAAGAUCUCCUUCCCUCAAGUGGUGCGUGAGAAUGACAUUAUUAUCUGUACAGCUCAGAUCCUAGAGAAUCAGCUGGCUGAACCCAGUAAUGGUGAUGCUAAUGAUCUCACGCUAUCAGAUUUCUCACUGAUAAUAAUUGAUGAAUGCCACCACACUCGAAAGGAAGGAGUGUACAAAAGCAUAAUGACAAGAUACAUUGAGCAAAAAUUGAGCAACAAGAAGGAAUCCACAGUGAAGCCUCUUCCACAGAUUCUUGGAUUGACAGCAUCACCAGGCGUGGGUGGCGCAACAAAGAGACAACAAGCAGAAUCACAUAUUUUGCAAAUUUGUGCAAACCUCGAUGCUUGUAAAAUAAUGACUGUGAGGACUUACCUAGAACAGCUAAAAGACCAAGUGAAAGAUCCGGUGAAAAAAAUGGAAGUUGCUGAAGGACGAAUAGAGGAUCCUUUUGGAUGCAAGAUCAAAGAGAUGAUGAUGAAAAUUCACACAUACCUCGGACGAAGCGCUGUAUCAGAUUUUGGCACCCAAUCUUAUGAGCAAUGGAUUGUUCAAAAAGAGAAAGCAGGAGCAAAGACAGAGGAUCGUAAACUACGAGUCUGUGCAGAGCAUUUAAGAAAAUACAAUGAUGCUCUGAUGAUUAAUGAUACCAUAAGGAUGACUGAUGCAUAUAAAUAUCUCACAGCCUUCUAUAAAGGUGAAAAAAGGAAAAAGUACACAGAAGAGGAGGAUGCACCAAAGUCGAAAUUGGAUGACACUGAUAGAUUUCUUAUUAGUUUAUUUAAUGAACAACAAGCCACACUUGCAAGUCUUGCUGGAAAGCCUCAGUAUGAAAAUGGAAAACUGACAAAACUACGAACAACUAUACUUCAGGAAUUCACUAAAAAACGAAAUUCAAGAGGCAUCAUAUUUACAAAGACCCGACAAAAUGCACAUGCUCUGCACGAGUGGAUUGAAGAGAAUGAGAAAUUUAAGGAUGUUGGAAUUAAAGCACAUUACUUAACUGGAGCUGGCAGUAACAGUCAGUUCAAACAUAUGACUCAGAAUGAACAAAAGGAGGUGCUCAGUAAGUUCCAUGAUGGAGAAAUAAACCUUCUGAUUGCAACUACUGUGGCAGAAGAAGGUCUGGAUAUCAAAGAAUGUAAUUUUGUAAUCCGCUAUGGCCUCGUCACUAAUGAGAUUGCCAUGGUCCAAGCUCGUGGCAGGGCUCGAUCGGACAACAGCACUUAUGCACUUGUAGCACAUGAGGGAUCAGGAGUUCUUGAACGCGAACAUAUAAAUGUUUUCCGUGAAGCCAUGAUGUAUGAAGCGAUUCAGAAAGUGCAAGAAAUGCCAGAAGAGGAAUACAAGAAGCAGAUAGAUGAAAAGCAGUUGCAGAACAUAAUGGAGCACAAAAUGAAAAAGAGGAAAAAUUUGGGAAAAAGCAUAAAAAGUGAUUAUUCUAAAGUGACUUUCCAUUGCAAUACCUGUAGCAGACUUGCCUGUACAGGAAAAGAUAUUCAAGUAAUUGAAAAUAUGCACCACGUGAAUGUCACGGAUGAGUUCAAAGAUUUGUAUGGUGUGCGAGAAAAUCAAGCCUUGCAAGAAAAAUGUCUCGAUUACCAAACAAAUCAAGAGAUUUAUUGCAGGAAGUGUGGUCAGUCCUGGGGAUCAAUGAUGGUUCAUCGUGGAGUGAAUUUACCUUGCUUGUCAAUCAGAAAUUUUGCUGUAUGUAUCAAUGAGAAGAAUUCUGAAAAAUAUACCUAUAAAAAAUGGAGUGAAGUUCCCUUCAAGCUGCCUAAAUUUGACUACAUCAAGUAUGUUGAAAGCCACAGAUAAUACUUCUAAUGGGAUUCUCUAUGUCACAUGAAUAAUGACACAUUUAUCUUGCACUUGCUUUAAGUUGAAUAUCGAUUAACAAUUAUAUGAAUUGUAACCAGAUCAAAAAAAAGUAUUGGCCUCAUGGUCUUCUUGAUAUGAUUUCAUUUCAUUGCUAGCUAUGAAGCCGAUGUUUGCUUUUUUGUGAUAGCUUGUAAGAUGUUGAGGUGUUGUUCAUUGUAUUUUGACUUUCUUUAGCAUGGGGUGAAAAUGUGAACUAGAAAUGAUUAAAAACUUAAGAUCACACCCUAUGCUACUGAAAUUAACUAGACUUAAAAAUGGCCUCUACUUGGGUGCCUAUGACUUUGAACUGAUUCCAGCACACAGUUAUCCUUGUGUGUAACCUCUCUUUGAUGGAAAGUGAUUCAGUGCAAUAUUUGAAAAGGCCCAGUGUCCCCAAGAUAGCGGGCUUGGAUUUCAUUAUGAUGAAGCUACUACAAUCUCCAAGUUACCCAGUGAAGAGCAGUAGAACUCUGUCUGCUUCUAAAUUAACUGAGUGAUGAAUGAGUAUCAGGGUCACUGGGCUAAGUAUCAUAUCGACAAGGACUGGGGGGAGGCAGGAUGUUAAUCGAUGGGAACAAUAGUGUAUAAACCUUUAGAACAGAGUGUUUGUCUCCCUGAGCGAGCUUCAUGAUUGCAAAAUAUUAAAAUGGCUUCGAGGGGAAUAGAUGAUUGGCAUAGAAAUAUGAUGAUGAGCAGUUGUUUCAGCUUAUUACUUCUGAGGAUAUUAGCGUAUCUUUUAUGAGAAUGAAAAUUAAAUAUUUUGUGAUUAAAGGUAUCGUUUUUGAUG